AUGUCGUCUCCUUCUCCAACAGGAUCACCACGGUCUCCACAUUUUACAACAGAACGCAGAAGGUCAUCUGCUUCUAGUAAUGUGAAACCUAAAAGUAUUCUCAGAAACGCACCUCCACCUGGAGUAUACAACUCGAAUCCAGGUUCACCAUCAGUUGACUCGCCAGCUGCUUUCGAUAGACAAGCGGUACUAGAAAACACCCGUGCCAACGCCAAACUGAACAAUAUUGGAGCUGAGAUCAAACGUAGAAACACUCUGGAGUCAGGCGACCAGCUGACUGGAGAUUUGGACAGUUUGCAUAAUAACGAUCAUAACAACAACAGUAGCAACAGCACCACCAGUAGUAAUAGCAGUACAGCAGGUGUCGACCAAGACAGUGAACGAGCCAAACAAGAGCAUCUCAAAUGGGACGAGGCCAACCUGUACCUGACAGAACAAGAAAAGGCUGCUACUAUGAAGAUUACCGAGCCCAAGACCCCGUACCAAGGAGCAGUUGGCGACUCGGAAUACUAUCUUCCCGACGAAGAAGACGAUGUUGUCAAGACACGCGACAACCGCAUUCUGUCUGUAGACGAGCUUGACGGGUUCAGUCUCGGCGAAUCUGUGGCUCCACCAGCACAAGUCGCUACCCAGAACGAUCGCAUUCUGUACCGAGAAAACGACAGCAACGAUGCCGAAGACGAAGAUGACGAAGAUGAAGAUGACGAAGACGAAGAAGAAGAGGAAGAAGAGCUGACGCCUGAAGAGCGUCACAGACGGUUCGAAGAGCUCCGAAAAUCACACUACCACAUGAAAGCAGCAGCUCUACACACCUCUGUUCCCGCAGAAGACGACGAUGAGGACGACGAAAACUAG
Molecule: messenger RNA, 855 nt
Organism: Sugiyamaella lignohabitans
Lineage: Eukaryota; Fungi; Ascomycota; Dipodascomycetes; Dipodascales; Trichomonascaceae
Gene: GLC8
Product: Glc8p
Exons: 1
Coding region: 1-855 (284 amino acids)
Biological process (GO): regulation of signal transduction
Molecular function (GO): protein phosphatase inhibitor activity
Source: RefSeq, a predicted model, not a curated record